Molecule: messenger RNA, 1398 nt
Organism: Rhagoletis zephyria (snowberry fruit fly)
Lineage: Eukaryota; Metazoa; Arthropoda; Insecta; Diptera; Tephritidae
Source: RefSeq, a predicted model, not a curated record
ACAAAGAAAUAUAUUGAGGCCAAAAACACAAUUGUGAUAUUUACAAAAACAAAAAAAGAACAAAUUUAGAAGCAAGAAAUUAUUAAUCAAAAGUAGCUAAAUUCAACAAAGCGAACAACAAUAAAAGUAAAUAAAUGUACAUAUAUAAGUAUCUAACAAGUCUACAUUUUUAUAAAUUUUGCACAAAUUCAAGUGAACACGAAAAAAGCGCAUUUCCAGCAAACCAAAAGAAUAUCAAUAUCAACCAAUUGCCCAAUAAACGGCAAGCAACCAAACCAACGCCAUUAAUUUUUUCAACUCGGCAGCGAAAACCGAGAAUUCAUUAAAAAAUAAAUAAAAAAUAAAAAAAUGUGCACGAAAACAUCGAAAACGCCGCUACUCUUAAUUGGCGGCGUCUGCUUCGUCAUUGUGCUGGUCGGCAUUACUGGCGUAACGCUGAUCAAUAAUCUCAAUUUGUCCAACAUCAUCAAGCUGAACGAGAAAGUCGCCAGCGACAGCAUGAGCGCACACGACACCGAACUGCACGAUAUUAAUUACGCCAAUAAUCAUCCGAAAAAUAUAUACAAAUUCGAUGAAUUUUCAGCGCCAUACGCAUUGGCUGUAGCCAGCUACAGCUACACCCAACACACCGCCUCAUCGGCGGCAGCAGCACACGCGCUGCCACCUUCCAUACAACACGCCAGCCCAGCGCUGACAGGUGGUGGUGGGCCGGCGGCCAUUGCUGGACCAGCCGUUGCAUUUGUGGAUGCCGAGGCGAAUAGCGGCAAUGCGGCGGCAGAUAAGAUUAUAGAAGUGCUACCACAAGCGAAUGAACGGCAGCAAGGACUUGACGACAGCACUUCUCAGAAUUGGCUGAAAGAGAAUGGGAAAUUGCACAGCAGAGGGCUGCCGAUUGCCACUAGCGCAAAAACAAAUACCAUUAUAACUACAGAGACUGCUACAGCGGCAGAUGCAUCAACGACAUUGGUCAAUAAUCCACAUGGAAACACUAUGCAAUCCAAUGCGUCAGUAACUUUAAGUGCUUCCGCUCCGCCUACGUCGGCACCGAGCAACGUGAGCACCACAUUUCGCAAUGCAACGAGUGUAAAUACUAAUAAUGCAAACGCCACAUCCGCAUCAGUGCCAGUUUCAUCAGCCGCUGUUGACAUAGACGCUAAAUUGAUGUUGCCAUUGAUACUCAACGGUAGUGCCAGGGUAUCGGUGGGCAGCGGUGGCGAAAAUGGGAAUGAAGAGCACAGCAUUGAAGUUGAUACAGCAUGGGGUUUUCCAAGUGAUAAUCGAAUGAAAUCCUCUGACACGCAUACAUCGAAGGGUGGCACUGCCAUGCAGCCAGGGCGCCUUUUAGUACCCAGCGGAGAGGAAGGUGUCGAUAAGGAGAAACGUGAUCGCGUUGUAAAG